UAAUUGAUUUCAGUUAUUCUUAUACUCUAUGUUAACUUGAGAGUAGGAAGAUGAAAUCGUUUUGUAUUAUAGCAGUUUUAUUCUUUACUUGUCUAACAUUUAUUACCUGUAACGAAUAUUGCAGAUUUGCGUGUGAUGUUGGCAGCCAUACCAUGUGUAUUAGAGAAAAUGAGAAAUGUGGGCCAGGACCUAAAUGCGGAAACUUUUAUAAACCAAUCGAGUUCACUUUUGCAGACAGACAGUACAUCGUAGAUCUUCAUAAUUAUUUGCGAAAUAAAGUUGCAACUGGAAAAGAGGUUAUUGGUAGUCAAUAUUCAGCCACAAACAUGAAGGCACUGACUUACAAUAUGGAAUUGGAACAAAUAGCAAAAUGUUGGACUAAUAACUGCAUUUAUGGUCAUGACAGUUGUAGAUCAACUAAUAGUUACGAUUGGGUAGGACAAAACAUAGGGAUCACUUGGUACAAAGGAGUACUCGGUAAUUAUAGAACUGUAAUUAAUAAUACAAUUCUGGCAUGGUAUGACGAAGUUACCAAUUUUGAAGCUAACUGGGUUCAUAACUAUGGCCACUAUGAAAAUGUGGUGGCCCACUACACCCAAGUAGUUUGGGCGGAUACGAGGGAAAUAGGAUGCGGUAUGACCUUCUGGGUAGAAGGCACUUUCUUUAACUAUUUCUUUGCUUGUAACUAUGGACCAGGAGGAAACUAUCUCUCAGAACCUGUGUACCAACCCGGUCCACCAGCUAGUGCUUGUUUCGGAUUGAAAGCGAAUCAAGUUUAUCGGGGUUUAUGUGGCCCUGAAUACUUAUAGUAGAUCAAGAUAAUAUUUAUUACAAUAAUUGUAAAUUUAUUAUAUUUUUAAUGUGUGUUGUUAUAUUCGUCUUUUAUUAUUAUCAUAUCAUUAUUACCUUGGACGCGGGGUUAAAUUGGUCACACCAUAUUGACAACCAGGGGCGGCUUGUGACCAAUAUUUUGGGGGUUCACAGUAGCAGACUAUGGAUUUCGGUACAGAUGUAGGUAAAAAAAUGUCAGUGUUUUAGAAAGUUAUAUUAUAAACUUACUAAAA
Messenger RNA from Psylliodes chrysocephalus, 1064 nucleotides. The record is from the annotation of a GenBank genome assembly. NCBI's taxonomy places the organism in Eukaryota, Metazoa, Arthropoda, Insecta, Coleoptera, Chrysomelidae.